GAUGAUGAUGCAGGUUUUUCCAGAAUGCGUGACUGGAAAAUAUGACGGGAAAACACGAAACGACGUGAAAUUUAAACACAACAAAGGAAAUAACCUCGUUUUUUAUCCUAUCAAAAUGCACUGAUAAAAUUAAAAAGAUUCAUUCACUUUUAUUGACAAAUUCCUUCCGCUUGCAUUCUGGUAAAGCGUAUAUACAUUUAUCGCCUUCUCCUUAUUCUAUCGUCGAAAAAAAACUAAUGUCGAGUAUACUGUCACUGAAAAAGAAUUCGUACAUAGACGGUAGACCGUGGUGAUUUGUGCGUGAUUAUAACUUAAGAACAAUGCGCGUCAUUCGGUCACAUCUUAGCCAAAGUAUUAAAAAUUGUUUUGACUUCUUCUAGCAAUUUGUUUUUUUAAGCAAAUUUUAGGAAAAUACAAACACAUUUGAGGAGGCUUCCGAGUAACCCGGCAGUCAAAAUAUCGAAAAAUAUUUUGAAAUGUUUUGAAUAUUUCCCCACAUUUUGGCCGCAGAAAUGACAGUGCAUGGAUCAGCGAUCUCAUAAUGUCAAGGAAAGGACGCUGUCUUUGGUCCCUGAUUGUCCUUGCAAUUCUCUGUUUCCUGGCAGUACUGACUAAUGCUCAAAGGAAAGAGCGAGGCACCAAGUGUACAAUAGACAUCCUUGUACUUCUUGACACUUCAUUUUCAAUUGGUCCGGAUAACUUUAGGAAAAAAGUUAAACCGUUUCUGAAAAAAUUCGGGAGUAUACCAGAGUUAAACGUUUCACCAGAUGGGACUCACAUUGCGAUCUAUGCAUUCAGUUCAAAGAAGAUGACCAAGCUACUUCUCCCUUUUGAGAAAGGCUACGGUCCGCAAUACAAUAAAACCGUUGAUAGGAUUAACUGGGAAAGAGUCAGAGGUCCUCAUACAAGAACUGAUUAUGGAUUUCAACAAGUCGGACGUAAGAUUUUUUCGCAACGAAGUCCAUUGAACUACCGACCACAAUAUGAUGACGUAAUCCUGUUGCUGACGGAUGGGGAACCUCACGGUAUUACCGACGUGAGAAGAAAAGCCAUCGAACAAGCGAGGAUUAUAAAGGACAGAGGAAUAAUUGUAGUUGGCUUGGGGGUUGGGAAUGUCAAUAUGGAUACACUUGAAAAACUGUCUACCCCUGGUGACGCGGUGAUGGCCUCUUUCGAAAGCAUUCAUACGGAAAUAGAACGACUUGUUGCCAGUUCCUGUCAAGUAUUCCAGCCAGCGGAAAAUUGCAAAUGUCCAGCACGUGACCUUGGCGAUUUACGCGUUAAUCCAGACAGAUUAACACGAGAUGUAUUCUGGGAAAUACCAGAGCCCGAGUGCCCAGAAGGUUUGAAAACUGAACUAAAGAACACCCUAUACAAACCAGAUGUCUCAUCUGGAAACGAGUUUUCUAUUGGUCGACAGGAAAUCGUGUAUUUAUAUAGUGUGAAAAGCGUGACUGACGGGAGAAGUUUUUCUGACGUCCAGUGCGACAUUGUUUUUGAAGUUAAAGGGCAAAACUUUUGUGGUGGCAAGGCUUAUUUGACAACGCUGGAAGAAUGUUGUUGUGGCAAGAUAUACAAAAAAAACCCCAAUUUUCAAUGCUGUGGCACUAUUUAUUUCUCAAAGUCCACACAAAGAUGUUGUCCGGGGUAUACACUGCGAAAAUUAGGCGAAUCCUGCUUUGGACCUCCAUGCAAAUGUCCAGAGGUGAAUAUCGGUACAAAGUACAUCAAACAGGGUGAUCGUAAUACAAAUGUCGUCUGGGCAAUGCCACGUCCCACAUGCGGCGGAAGAUUAAAAACUUCACCAAACGAACGAUCUGGCCAGAGUUUCGCACCUGGUGUGUAUAGAAUAACGUACGUGUACUCAACCCCCAGCCGAAUUGAUGUCACGUGUACAAUACGUUUUGAAGUUAAAGAAUGUGGUUGUCCACUGCCUGUUCCGAAAACCUUUAACGUUGUUCCUGGUGAAACCACCACUACCGUGUCCUGGAAUGUGCCCAAACCCACGUGUUCGGAAGCAAUACGAGAUACCAUAGCACCUGAGGUGAUCAGGUCGGGACAGCCCUUUUCCAUUGGUCAACAUGCGUUAAUAUAUACGUACAAUAUGAACAAUCAGUUUGAUCUGACAUGUGCGGUUAUGUUUGAAGUGAGAGGGCCUUUGUGCCGUGAAAGAGGUUACAAUCCUGCAAACCAAAUUUGCUGUUGCGGUACAGUUCAUAACAUAAUCCCCCGUUACGAAUGCUGCGAUCAAGAUUAUUAUUCAUUGAACACCCAGCAAUGCUGUGCCAACUCGAUCGUGCGAGACAAGACCGUAUCUUGCCCACGACAAUGAAGAAAAUGAAAAUUUAAACAUAAAGUACACCUUUACUAUAUAUUUUCUAUUUCAUAUAUAAAUCAUAGUCCUAUAUGAUACUUUAUGUAACUACCGUUUCUCAACUCUACAUUUUGUCAUGUAAUGUCACCUUUUUAGAAUAUCGAUCUUAAAAUUUUA
Molecule: messenger RNA, 2491 nt
Organism: Dendronephthya gigantea
Lineage: Eukaryota; Metazoa; Cnidaria; Anthozoa; Malacalcyonacea; Nephtheidae
Exons: 9
Coding region: 542-2332 (596 amino acids)
Source: RefSeq, a predicted model, not a curated record